Molecule: messenger RNA, 1934 nt
Organism: Monopterus albus (swamp eel)
Lineage: Eukaryota; Metazoa; Chordata; Actinopteri; Synbranchiformes; Synbranchidae
Gene: tti2
Product: TELO2 interacting protein 2
Exons: 11
Coding region: 220-1875 (551 amino acids)
Cellular component (GO): nucleus; cytosol; TTT Hsp90 cochaperone complex
Source: RefSeq, a predicted model, not a curated record
CAGCCCUAGCCGCUUGUUGCGUGGUGACGUCACAUUCUGUUUCCGGGUCCAAACAUCGGUUCGUUCUCCUCCUCUCCAUUCGCCACAGUGUUGUGUUCCCCGUCGCUUCAGUACGUCUGAGUCAAAAAUCAGGAUCAGACAGAGACACAUAGUUCCCGCUGUAGGAGGAGCCAUGUCGGGCGCCUCAGUUCCCGCAGUGUAAAUCCCGUUCAAGUUGCCAUGAUCCAGAUACCUAAUGUCUCUAAGCAGGGGCGGACUGUGAAACUAGUUGGCCCCUGGGCAUGGCCAAGUCAAAGGCCCCCAACCUCCUACAGACAGAGAGACGGAAUAACUGCAGAAGACAGACGCGAAGUGAAGGAAGCGGCUGAUUCCAGGAUGGAGCUUACAUCUUUACUUCAUGACCUUCAUCUUCCCGCCUCCUCGGAGAAGCCACGCCCCUCUCCCGCCCUCCCUCGAAUCACAGAGCUUCUGUCUCAGCUGCAGGUGAAGCUGACAGGUGCAUCUUCAGACUCUGAAACAAACUCCCUGAUUGGUGGUAUGGAGCACCUCCUCCAAGCAGCAGAUUCUCAUGGGCUGUUCUCAGCCAAUAAGGUGCCAGAACAGGAGGAGGGUUGGUGGGCGGAGCUUCAGGUGGCAUACGGCUCUCUGAUCAGUGUUCUGAUUGGCUAUGCUGCUUUGCCGCUCUGUGAGGACAACUGUAGCUCUCUGCCAGCUGCAGCCUAUGAGAGCGUCCCGAGCCGAGUCAUCCCAGUGUGCUCUGCCCUCAGAGUGCUGCUGGGAACUUUAGGAAACUGGGAGAGAGGGGGUGGAGCCAGAUGGGGAUUGACUGGUCUGCUGCUGGCCAUGGCUCCACCUGUGUGUGUCUUCGCUGUGACCCAUUUCCAGGAUCAGGUGUGGACCAGCUCGUCUUCCAGGGUGGCGGCACAGACCCUGCAUGAGGCGCUGCUGCGGGCGGGGGACUGGCGGGACUCUGCCCACCUCCUGAUGGGGGACAGGGGUGAGGACGAAGAGGAGGAGGGGAAGAGCAGGGGGAUUCUGGGAGGUGUCCUGGAUGUCCUGCAGCCUCAGCUCAGCAGGGACUCGUGGCAGCGCUGUGAAGCCGUGAAGCUGGUUUUUGCCUGGACUCUGCUGCAGGUGACUCGCCCCUCUCUCUCCCUUCACCUGCCUCGCCUCCUCCCCCCCUCCCUUCUCUUCAACGACCACUACAAACCAGAGAACUGCAUGCUGGGAGUUCGCUGUCUGCAUCACAUUGUGCUCAACACGCCUGCUGCGGAUCUCCGACAGUUCAACAGAGCAGACGUCGUCUACCAGGCCUUAUUCAAACACCUGUACACCACAGAGGCUGCUGUCGUACAGCUGGUCCUGCUUGGUCUCCUGGAUCUGCUGCUAGUUUUGGAGAAGCCCCCCUCCUCGCUCGCUCUCUCCUGCACACGGAGGAAGCCCUGUCGCCAUGACGAUGUCCUGCGACUGAUCCUGACACACAUGGAGGUGGAGCACAAGGUGGCGAUGCGACGUAUCUACGCCUCUGCCCUGCCUCUUUAUAUAGACAGGAUGGGUGUGGCAGUGUGCAGACACCUGCGGCGGCUGGACCGGGUGGUACUGGGAUACCUGGAGAUCAGAGAUCCACCUGAAGAGACAAACCGGCUGAAGAUCCUGGAGGCGCUGCAGAAAACGGCGAGAGCGGCCUGGCCCCGGAUGGAGUGCCGGGUUAACACAUUGCUGCGUUGCUUGUUGAAGCUGCUGGUUAACGUCUCUGCGGACUCUCAGCUCGGUGACUCAGUCAAACGGAAGCUGCUGAGUGAAGCCAAGCUCUGUAUCAAACUGCUGGAUGCCGGCUCACGUGGAAAAAUCCAGGUGCGUUUACCUGCACACUAGACCCCAGGUGUGUCAGUUAGUGCAGUCUGUGGUGCAGAUGUUUGACUGCCGUACUGUCU